Molecule: messenger RNA, 3046 nt
Organism: Xyrauchen texanus (razorback sucker)
Lineage: Eukaryota; Metazoa; Chordata; Actinopteri; Cypriniformes; Catostomidae
Product: mitochondrial fission factor homolog B-like
Exons: 8
Coding region: 128-1078 (316 amino acids)
Biological process (GO): positive regulation of mitochondrial fission
Cellular component (GO): mitochondrial outer membrane; peroxisome
Source: RefSeq, a predicted model, not a curated record
AACUUCACGCGUCUCUCUGCGGUCUGCUUUGAGCUGAUCGGCGCAGUAUUGCGGGAUUAUUCUCUGUCUUUUUAAUUAAAUACUUAAUAAUAAUAAUUGGAUAUUUUUGUAUCAUCUCACUUUACACAUGUCCAAUCGCUCGGGGGAUCUGAUCUCGGUGAAGAUGAACGGAGCGGCAUUCCCCUCUCCCACAGCUGAGAUUGCGGAGAUGAACCGCAUCCACUAUGAUAUGGAGUACACAGAGGGAAUCAGUCAGAGAAUGCGUAUUCCCGAACAGCUCAAAAUGGCUCCGUUCAGCACAGGGGAGCAAGAACCCGAGCAGGAGGCCCUCCAUACGGCACUGAUGCAGGUCCCUGACAGAAUUGUAGUGGCAGGAGACAGUGAUGAUUCCCAGUUCUCCCGACCUAGAGAUCUGGACCUCAUCCAAUCCACCCCAAUAGCAGCAACGCUGUCCCUCAAGACACCACCUCGAGUCCUUACUCUUAACGAACAUCCCCUCGACUUCCUAGAAAUGGAGCAGUCAAUCUCCACCAGCCAGAACAUUGAAGAAGUGUCCACACAAAGCAAGCCACGUAGAGAACGCUCAGUCAGCGAGAACAUAGGUGUCCAUCACAAUGAGCAGCUGGCCAGAAAUGACUCCAUUAUGACUCCCUCCCUUCCUGCUCCAUUGCGCACUAUGGCCCCUCUCGGUGGCGCUGAGGACGGUUUUAACCUCUUCAAUGCCCACAGUGUCCUUUCCUUCAUCCAGUCAACCACACGCCGGGCCUACCAGCAGGUCCUGGAUGUCCUCGAUGAGAACCAGCGCAGCAAGCCAUCUCUGAGAGGGGGUUCAACUCUCUCUAACCCCCAGCAUGACAACAGGUAUGCGCUGGCCACACUGGACUCGACUCUAGAUGGAGGGCCAGAUGACAUGGCUUUAGUGGACGCCACUUCUCUACGCAGACAGAUUGUCAAGCUGAACCGGCGUUUACAGCUCUUGGAAGAGGAGAACAAAGAGAGAGCCAAGCGAGAAAUGAUCAUGUAUUCCAUCACUGUAGCUUUCUGGCUUAUUAACAGCUGGGUUUGGUUCCGUCGCUAAAACAACAGAAUGUGGGAGGGGCAACUCAUAACCUGCCCCCUCUAUUCUACAUGUCAAACUUUAGCCAUAUUUUCUCAUGGCUAACACAUUUUGUUUUCAUCACAGCAAGACUGGUAAAGUCAGGGAUAGUUUUUCUGUUUGGGUUUGUCUGUCUAUUUCGAUUUUAAUGUAAACAUGUAUGUAAAUUAAUUUUGUUUGUACAUUUGUGCUUUUUUCUGGUCUUGUGUGUUUUUAAGGACUUCAUGUUUGCAAGCCAAGCAUGACCCAGAUGUAUAUAUUUUUCCUCACGUGUCUUUCAGCUUUGGCUGUGAUCACCUAUUUUUCUAUUCAAAUUAGAAUGAUACCACAUCUCUUUUAGAAAGACCAAUGGAACGUGGCACACUAAUAUAUCCUAGACAAAGAAAAUGCACAUAAUAUUAAGUAAUAAUAUUUAUGGACUCUUGUGACAAAAUCAUAUUAUGUAUAGUCUAAAACGACCCAUUGCUGUUCAUGUAUUUAAGUAACAACUUUUCAUUGACAUUCAAACCAUACAUCUGUGUGUAAUUUAGGUAUGCACAUCAUCUAUGGAAAACAGUUCAACAAUGUAAUAUGUUAACUGUUAGCUAUGAAAUUUUGGCUACAUCCCUCCGUAUGUUCGUGGAUAUUAUGGAAAUGAUACUGCUUUAGACAGUUUAUAUAAAUAUAUAUUGCAUAAAUAUUCUAUUGCAAAGGCUUUUAUUUGAAUAAAUUACAACAAAAGUGAACUACGUAUUAUCCUGCCUGCUUUUUAAUCUUAUUUAUUGAUUUCACUUUAGUUAUACUCAAUAUCUGAAGACUGAAGUAUCCUAAAAAAGAACAUAUGUGGUGAAGUAAAUAUAGAGAGAAAAGAUUAAGUAAUUUCUACAUUGAAUAAGUUAGUUUAAGAGUGAACUUUUAAAAUAUUAAGUAAAUUCUACAUUUGUACUACAUGUAAAAAUGAAUGCGCUAGCCAAUAAGUAAAUAUUAUUUAUAAUUGUUUGUUAUCUUUGCAAUGCAUCAUCAUGUAUCAAUCCUAAAGUAGAAGACCAUGUCAUAUUUAUUUGCUAAUUUGAGUAAAUUUCACAGGUAAAUAAAAUAAGUCAAUUUUACUUCAAUUUUUGAAGCUGAUGUUCCCUGCGUGUACCAAGCUUUUGAAUAAUUAAUGUUUUGCAUCGUUCACUGUUUGCAAGUUUAUUCAGACCAUAGUUAUUAUUUUGUUGUUAAAUUUGGUAACUUCUUGUUUUGUAAAGUCUAAAGUUCAUUUUCUACUCAAAAUUACCCAUUCAUGAUCAAAAAUAAAAAUCUUUUGAUUGUAAUGUCAUCGUGUUUUGUGCACCAAAUGUUGAGUUCUACGUGCACAGCUCUAUAUCUUGCAUCUAUCACCAGUAAUGCAUGGUGAUGGUGUCUAAUAAACUACAUAGCAUGCAUUGAGGUUCCCCUGGAAGGCUUCUGUAUGUGAUGUGGUACAUUAUUAAACUACUAGGAAAGUUCAAAAUGACAAAUGUUUUUAUGUAUUAUGUAAAUCUUAGUUUAAUUACCAUGUGCACAUUAGAUUUGUAAGUAAAUGCUACAGUUUUUAACUGAAAUAUUUUUGCACAUAUUUAUUCUCUCACUAUAAUCAAUAUUAUGUUAUAAUGUUAGGUAGAUUUAACUUAAUUUUAUACCAUUGAAUUUUACUUUCACUUUAUUAAUUCACAAUUUUUACACAGUUUAAAGUAAAUCUUAUUUUUAUUUAUAAUUUUUUUGGACAUGCUUAGUGGGAAUACUAGGGUAUUUAAUGAGUACCAUGGUAUAUAAAUCUGUACCAUGCUAUACAGUAUAAGUGAAAUGGUAUUACCAUCUGAUAACAUCAUUAAACAUACUAUGUACUUGUUGGCUUUAAAGCCACAAUACUUUUUGUAAGGUUAUAUUGUCCAAAGAAAUUAUGCCUUCUGUGUGUUUGUACUUUUUUUCUGUAUGAUGCUGAGAACA